This is a messenger RNA of Clupea harengus (Atlantic herring), 7492 nucleotides long. It is a transcript of the gene akap12a, whose product is annotated as A-kinase anchoring protein 12a. Gene Ontology annotation, molecular function: protein kinase A binding; calmodulin binding. Gene Ontology annotation, cellular component: cytoplasm. Lineage: Eukaryota; Metazoa; Chordata; Actinopteri; Clupeiformes; Clupeidae. Gene Ontology annotation, biological process: signal transduction; regulation of protein kinase C signaling. The record is from RefSeq and is a predicted model, not a curated record.
CUCAGCUCCUUGUUUUUGCCUCCUUGUGAUGCAGCAAGGCGUGCCUGAGUUUUGUGCAUGUGAUGACAGCCGGGGAGACAGUUUCCCAAAAGAGUUCGCGGGCACUCGACAAGCAUCAUUUGUGAGUUCGACUGUCCUGGAGCGCGCCAUUGCCAGAACUGGGGUUUUGGAUUCCCCUUGCCUUCGCCGUUGUUUGCAGCUCACUGGACGAAGGUGACUAAACGCAUCGGGCUUUUAUCAUGGGGGCGACGGAAUCUGCGCAGCAGGACGGCAAGCCUGAGGAGGAUGCGAUAGCCCAGGAACAUAAUGUGGAGGUGAACGCGGAGGAGGCAGAUCAAAACCUCGAAGUGAAGCUUCUCUGGAGGGAGAAGAACUCCUACAUCUGCUGCACUGGAACUCAGUUACUACAGAAGAAUGGACAGAUCUCCCGUAUAAAUGGAGCAGAGGACCAAACUGAGGAGUUAAAUGGUCUUUGUGAGGAGAGGGCCCUGGAAGAGGCUAGCUCAGACUUGAAAGCAGACGGUCCUUCAGUAAUCCAAGAGGCCGUCGAACCUGCAGUGAUCAAUGUAAAUGAAGAACAGGGGUGUACACUUUCUGAAGAUGCUCCAAUGACAGAAGAAAACAAAGCAGAGACAAAAUCAAGUGAGCCUGAGGAAGAUGAAGUGGGUUUUAAAAAAAUUAUAAAAUUCUUUGAAUUAAAAUUCACAUUGACUAAGGAUAAGGGAGAGGAAAGUCAACCAGAUGAUGAGAGUGAGAGGGAGGGUUUAGUGAAAUCUGAUGACUCCAAAGACACUAGCCCCACCAUCACCACAGAGCUUGAUGCAGAGGAGAAGAAGUCUGAGGAAGAACCUGUUUGUGUUGAUUUGACACCUGAUUCUGCCGCUGUUGAACCAAUCUGCGAACCUGCCGACGAAGCAACUGCACAAGAGAUCACAAACGCACCAGCUCCCAAUGAAGAGGUGACACCUGCAAAAGGUGUUCCUGAAGUACUGGAACACACCUGUCCAGAGGAGGGGGAGGAUGAUAUGUCUCCAAUUAAGCGAUUCUUCACCACUGGGAUUUUCACCGGUUUGAAGAAAAAUAAGAAAGAGGAACCAUCAAAAGACCAAGAUGAUGGGGAAGAGCUCCAAACAAUUGUGAAAGAGGAGGCUGUAAAAGCUGUUGAAGAAGAAGCAGCAGAGCCUGCCAAUGAAAGCAAAGUGGAAGAUGCCCCUGCAGGAACAAGUGAGGCCAAACUGUUAGGGUCUCAAGAGAAACCAAAAGUUGAAAGUAGUCCUCUAAAGAGACUUUUCUCAAGGCUCUCUUCAAGGAGACUAAAAAUACCAGAGACAAUUGAAACCACUGCUGAAGAACAGGCCCAAACAGACACUGUACAGACAGAGGAAACCCCCCUCUCCUCUCCAGAGGACAAAAGCAAGGAUGAGUCUAAACAUGAGUCUGAUGGUGAAGGAACCUCGGAUGGGGAAAAGAAAAGAUCAUGGAGUUCCUUCAAGAAACUUGUCACCCCAAAAAGACAACGAGCUAAGCGUCCAUCGGAGAGUGAAGACGAAGUGACAGAAAAGACCUCCGCAGAUAUCCCAGCUUCUGAAACACAAGAGGAUGUUAAACCCAGUGAGGAGCCAGAGCAAGUUGAACCUUGUCCAGAGGAGCCCAAAAAGAAGUCUGAUUUGUCUGUUUCCUGGGAGGCACUGAUAUGUGGAGGAUCUGCAAAGAAAAGGAGCAGGAAAGGUUCAAACUCAGAGGAUGAGGUAGCAGCUGAGAAGGACAGCAGGCCUGAGGAUGACCCAGGAAAGACUGCAGAAUCUACACUGGAAAGUUCCCAGGAAGGAGAUGAUGAGCAUGCGUCUUCCUCUCUAGAACAGUCCGGCAGCCCUGCUGAAGGUGAUGGGGGAUCAACAUGGAAGUCUCUGAAGAAACUAGUAACCCCAAAGAGGAAAUUAAGAGCAGGAGAAUCAAGUGAGCAAAUCCCCUCUGAUGGUGAAACCACAAAAGAAGAAACUUCGUUCUCAGUGAAGAAACUAAUCUCAGGACGCAAGAAGCGAAGAUCUGAUGGAAGACAGGAGCAGUCAUCUUCUGAUGAGGCUGGUAAAGAUGUUGGAUCAGAAGAUGAAGAUGAUGAAACACCAUCAGUGGUGCCUUUGUCUGAAUUUGAUAUAAUCGAACCAAGCAUGGUGCAAACAAUACCAAAAGAUGAAGAGUCCAGAGACAUUACACAGGAAACUGAUCAGGAACUGCCCCCAGCUCCCCUCGACCUUGGCACUCCGAUUGUGGCAACAGCCCCAAAAGACUUUGAGGAUCUGACAGACUAUAUAACCAAGCAUCAGCAACUCAGUGACAUACCAGAAGAGAGUGUUGUAUCACCUCCUGGUGAGGAGGCUUUCCAAGAUGAUACACUUGCAGAAGACUUUGUAGAGUGGACAUCUGAAGCAUUCACAGCUGCUGAGCCACAGACUGAAUUGUCCUAUGUGACAGCUGUCUCUCACCUAUCAGAGUCUCCAAAGUCCUCAGGUAAUUCAACACCAGUUGCCUCAGAGGGGGAUAUUAAAGACACAGACAUCGUCCUGCAGGAAGCUGUGGAAACUGUCAGCAUACUUUCAAGUAACUUAUCAGUAAAAGAUAAUGAGAAGAUCGAGGAAGUGGCAGCCAUGUCUCUAACCCCACAGUUAUUAGGGUUAUCCAUUACUGAAGAGACAACGAUUUUUGUUGCUCAUGAGAAAUUUGAAGCAACCAACAUUUGCACAGGUCUUACAACUGAAGAACUUGACAUUACUGAGGAAAGGCCUCCAAUGACAAUGGUAGAGGCAGUGUCUGAAGUUAUUGAAACUGUGCCUACUGAAUAUGUAUCUGAAGAAGAUUUGGCAGAGGAACCUGAAACAGCAGUAAUUACAGAAGAUAAACUAUAUGAAGCUGAGGUGGAAGAAAUAAGAACUGAGUUCCAAGAGGAGGACCGCUGGGAAGAGGAAGAAAACAAAGCAGAAGCCAUUGAUGUUGAAGAGGAAGGUGAAGAAGAAAUGGAUGAGGCGUCCUAUGUAAUUCAGACUGAGGAUCAGCAAGAGACAGAGUUAGUCAAUGGUCUCGCAGAACUUGUACCAAUCCAUGUUGCCAUUACCAGCGCAGUGCAGGGAGAAGUACAGUACCUGGAAGGGCAUGUUAUUGCAGAAGAAACACCAAGACCUGCAAUGGAAGGCCCCAUGGACUCAGCUGUAGAGGAACCUGUAUGUGCAGAGCCAGCAAUCCUGGCUGAAGUGACUGUAGGAGAGAAAGAGCAAGGUAUCCCAGAAAUUGAGACAGCAGAUGCUGACAUCCUUCAUGUGACUCUUGCUGAACUAGUUGAGAGUGAAGCACAUGAAGUCGUCUCUUCAGUGUCAGGCAUUCCAACAGAUAAAAGCUCACAGAUGCCUGAAGCUCAGAUCCCAGUUGUGGCACUGACAGUGCAGUCUACAGAGGUCCAGGAAACAGUAGAUGUCGUUGAGCCAGUGCUAGAUUCAGUCACUGAAGAGGUUGCAAUGGAAAAUGCACAUGCAGUAUGUUUUGCAGAUGAUCGUGGAAUCCAAGUUAAAAUAGAGGACAUAGAAUUGCAGUCAUCAGAACCUGUUGUUGAGUCAGGAUUAGAAGUAGCAUCAGCAGAUGAGGUUCUAAUUCUGGAGGAAACUGACAAACUGGAAGUGGCUGAGAAAGAAGAAACAACUUGGGAAGAAACUGAGGCAGAACCAGGUGAAGAGCCCUGCCCCCUGCCUCCUCCAGAAAUCAUUCAGCAUGUGGAGGUGGAAGACCUAUCUGCUAUUGGAGAUGAGUCAUUGCCUCCAGAGGACGUUCCAUUGCCAUCUGAAGUUCCUUUGCCAUCUGAAAAAGCACCAGAGGAUGCCAUUGUAGAAGAACAGCCAGCUACUCAGGGAGCUGAGGUCACAGAGACUGAGACUGACAUUUCAAUUGCCACUGAAAGUAAUGUUGAGAAAGACUCCGCAGAUUCCAAAAUUCCAAGUCCAGAAGGCAUAUUUGAAUCAGUGGAAAAUGAAGGAAAAGCUACCUCAGAACUUGAGUUGGGAGGAUCAGCAGAUAGAGAAGUUCCUGCAGUAGAUUCAGAGGUACUGACAACAGAGUUAUCAGAAAUGGAGGCCCAAGUAGAGGACACUGAGGCAGAAAGACAAGCGGUGGAGGAGGAGGUGGAAACUCAGGAACCUGCACCAUCAAUACCAGCUGAACCACCAGCUUCUGAGUCUCUUGCUGAAGCAGAACUUUUAACUGCUGUGGAAGUACAAACAUCAUCUUUAAUUGAACCAGAAUUGGACACACCAGUCGCUGCUCUGGAGACAGAGGCAUCAGAAGUAACAGCUCUGGAAGUAGAAGUACCUGUUAUCACUGAACCAGAGGUUGAGAUGGAAUCUGUAACAUCUCGAGAAGAAGAAGAGCCCAUAACUGAAACUGCACAGGAAGCUCAGGCACCCAAAUUAACACCAGAGCUGGUAGUUGGAACAGCUGCAGUAACAGAGCUAGAGGCAGCAACUCCAGUAGCACCUACUCCACAAGUAGAGAUACCUGUGGUGACAGCCCAGGAGGUUGAAACACCAGUGGUGUCUGAGCCAGAAUUAGUGAUACCUCUAGUGAUGGAGAUAGAAAAAGAGACGCCGGUGGUAUCUGCAGUUGAAGUUGAAGCACCAGUGGUAAUGGCACUAGAGUUAGAAACAACUGUAUAUACAAAAAUGGAAGAAGAAACACCAACUGUUGCAGCCCUGGAAGUUGAGGCUUCAAUAGAAAGUGAGCUGGCUUUAGAGACAAUGCAGAGGGCUUCACUGGAGAAAGAAACAGUGAUUACUGAUACCCAAGAAAAAGAAACAGCAGUUGUAGCCACUGCAGAAGUAGAGACAGCAGUUGUAGAAGCAUCAGUAAUACAUAAGCUAGAGGAAACAGCAGAGGUGGAGUCACCACUGGAGGAAGAAGCAGCUGUUGUUGCUGUUCCAAAAGUACCAGCGCAGACUAUAGUUGCCUCAGAGGUAAGCACAGAUGUUGCUACUCAUGAAGUGACCACAGAGGUUGCUGCUGUACUUGAGGUAAGGGCAAAGGUCGCUGCUGCCCCAGUAGUAAGUGUAGAGGUCGCUGCUGCCCCAGUGGAAAGUGCAGAGGUCACUGCUGAACCAGAGGUAAGGGCUGAGGUUGCUGCUGCCCCAGUAGCUGCCCCAGUGGUAAUAACAGAAGUUACUGCUGCCCAGGUUGUAAUCACAGAGGUUUCUCCUGCCCCUGUGGUAAUCACAGAAGUAACUACUGCCCCUGUGGCAAUCACAGAAGUGACUACUGCGCCUGUAGUAAUCACAGAAGUUACUCCUGCCCCUGUGGUAAUCACACAAGUGACUACUGCCCCUGUGGUAAUCACACAAGUGACAUCUGCCCCUGUGGCAAUCACACAAGUGACUACUCCCCCGGUGGCAAUCACAGAAGUUACUCCUGCCCCUGUGGCAAUCACAGAAGUUACUCCUGCCCCUGUGGUAAUCACACAAGUGACUACUGCCCCUGUGGCAAUCACACAAGUGACAACUGCCCCUGUAGUAAUCACAGAAGUUACUCCUGCCCCUGUGGUAAUCACACAAGUGACAACUGCCCCUGUGGCAAUCACAGAAGUUACUCCUGCCCCUGUGGUAAUCACACAAGUGACAACUGCCCCUGUGGCAAUCACAGAAGUUACUCCUGCCCCUGUAGUAAUCACAGAAGUUACUCCUGCCCCUGUGGUAAUCACACAAGUGACACCUGCCCCUGUGGCAAUCACAGAAGUUACUCCUGCCCCUGUGGCAAUCACACAAGUGACUACUGCCCCUGUGGCAAUCACCGAAGUGACAAUUGUCUCGAUGGCCAGCACAGAGGCUGCAGCUGCCCUGGUGGCAAUCACAGAGGUUGCUUCUGUCCCUGCUGUAAUCGCAGAGGUUGCUGCUACUCCAGCAGUACAAGCAACUGUUGUAGCUGUACCAGAAGUUCUGACAGCCAUUGUAGCUUCCCCAGAAGUCAAAACAGUUGUCGCAAAUGCUCUUGUGGUCGAAGCACUAGUUGUAGUUGUGCCAGAAGUGGAUACAUCUGCUGAGACGGCCCUGAAAGUAGACACAGCUGUUGUAGUUUCUCCAUCAGAGUCAGAAGUACAGACAGCAGUUGUAACAUCCCCAAAAGUACGAGCCAUGGCAGUUGUAGAGACUCUUGCUAUAAGUGAACUUGAGCCAGAAAAAACAAUUGUGGGUGCAAACAUCUUAGCUCCAGUUGCUCCAGCAGAAAAGCCAGCUGUCAUGGGCCAAAUCCCACAGCAAGUGACUAUUUCAAAGACAAAGACAGCUCAUACACCAGAAACAGAGGAUGACGUGUGGGAGGAUGCAAUGGAUGACAUGACCCCUAAGGUGGAAGUGGGAGGCGCUGUUGCCACACCUCCAAUCUUGACAGUUGAAUAUGUUAAAGAGGAAGCAGAAUUCAGUGAUCCAAUUCAGUCUAAAUGGGCAAGAGGUGUGGCUGAAGCAAGCACAGAGGAAGUCCCACCCAAGAAGGACUCAGCUGGCCUGACGCCUGACGAAGGACCAGCUGCUGAACUGCAGGCCUCAUCAGAGGUUGAAUUCCAAGAUGCUGCUGAGAAUUCAGAUUCAACCCUUAAUGGAACUUAAAAAGCAGUUAUUGCAAUAUAGCCAACACAGGCAUGGCAAGCUGAUGUCCCCUACGCAGGUUGAAUGCAGGAAUAGGAAGGUAAAUCGCUCGAUGUUCUUCAGAGUAACAUCAGAUGAACCGCCUUGCUGAAUUAUGCAAGACAGACUAAGGACUCCAUCUCAACACCCCAGCACAGAGUCCAACUCAGCUCUGAAGACAAUGUUCUGAAAGCAGCUAUUGUGCUGAUUUGCCAUUUAGGUUUUGGCAAUGUGGUUAGCUAAUGGCACUAUCAGCAGUGCACAUGACCAUGAUGAAGCAUUUUCGCUGUUCAGUUAUCAAAUUAAUUUAUGUUGACUUCCAAUUGAAUUAUAAGUUCAUUUUUACUCUACCAAGGAGAAUUAUGAUUGAUUUUAAUUUGGAAAAUGCUUUAAUCAGGCAUUUGUGUCAGAUAUAUAUAUAUAUAUAUAUUUUCCUUACACUGAAGAGUAGGAUCAAUUAUGUACGUCAUCCAGCAGCCCAACAGGGGAGUCUGUUUCUAACCAAAGUAUGUAAUAACAAGCAUUCUGUUGUUUAAUUGGUCAUCUCAUUUAAGAGUCCUUAUUUCAAGUAUUGAAUGUAUUCGUUUAGUUUGUAUUGUUUUACAAUAUAAUGUAACGUGAACAAUCAAAUUCUACAUUCAUUUUUGUUUUUAUUGUUGCAUAAUUAUUCAUAACAGUUAUUGGACUACUGCUUUUGAAACACAGAAUACAUUUGAAUGAGAUACAUACAAAAGAUAUAUUUGGCAACAUUUGCAAUCUGACUUUCUCUGAACAGUGUAAUAUCUUACAGGUAGGAGAGAAUGAGGCAAGGCUAAGGGGGGCAGUAAUAUGUGAUUAUCUGUCCA